GUGAGUAUAAAAACGGUCUGUACAAAGAAGCUCUCUCCUCCUUUCGGUGAUUUCACCUGCUCUGCUCUUUUGUUUCGUUGUUUCAGCUCUCUCUCUCACUCCUCACGAAUCAAACACCUCCCCAUCUCUCUCGAUAUCUCUCUCAUUUCCAAAUCGCCUUUAGGGUUUUGCAUCCAUUUUUUCUAAAUCAAAUAUUAGAGUCCAACAAAGCUAAUCACUUGAAAACCUAAUUCAUUGGCAGUCGAACUGCUUUGAUUUUCUCUCUCUGAUUGUCGAUUGAACAAAGUCAUGGACGCUGAUUCGUGGAGUGCUCGUCUGUCUUAUGCCUCAAAGCGGUACCAAUCAGCUCUUCAAUCGCGAUCUGAUAUGUUCAUGGGUUUUGAAGAAAUUGAUGGAGAUGAUGAUAUAAGAGAGGAGUUUCCUUGCCCGUUCUGUUCAGAGUAUUUUGAUAUCGUCGGAUUGUGUUGUCAUAUUGACGACGAGCAUCCUGUAGAGGCAAAGCAUGGGGUGUGCCCAGUUUGUGCAAUGAGGGUGGGGGUUGACAUGGUUGCACAUAUAACGCUGCAACACGGAAACAUUCUCAAGAUGCAGCGCAAGAGGAAAUCCCGUAAAGGUGGAGCCCAUUCAACACUUUCUUUGUUGAGGAGGGAACUGCGAGAAGGAAAUUUGCAGUCCCUCUUUGGAGGGUCCUCCCGUAUAGUUUCUUCAGCUAACGUGGCACCUGAUCCAUUGUUGUCAUCAUUUAUUUUGCCUAUGGGUGAUGAUUUUGGGAGUUUUCAGCCUCAGUCUUCGGCUGAAACAAUCUCAGUCAAGAAAAGUUCUAGUGAGAAUGCUUCAGAAAGGAAUUCCAAAUCACCUCCCUUAUCGACCAAGGAUCAGGAAGAAAAGGCAAGGAGAUGUGAAUUUGUUCAGGGAAUGUUGUUUUCCACCAUUCUUGAUGACAACUUAUGAAGAAGAUAUGUAUCAUGGCUGCUGCUGUUGUGGGCUUUUAUUACAGCCACGAGCUCCUGAAGCGGUUUGUUUGUAGUGUCUGCCUAUGUAUUAAAGCAGGGAGUGAAAUAACAGGUAGUAGUAAAUGUAAUAUAUAUUGCAUGUGAAAUCUUUGUAGCCAGGCAGAGUCAUUGACUCCAUAUUCCAUUUUCAUUCCAGUUCAUGCUUAAUCGAGAAGAUAAUAAACUUAUUUCGAUA
Messenger RNA from Cornus florida, 1188 nucleotides. RefSeq names its product protein DEHYDRATION-INDUCED 19 homolog 3-like. The transcript is spliced from 5 exons. The record is from RefSeq and is a predicted model, not a curated record. Lineage: Eukaryota; Viridiplantae; Streptophyta; Magnoliopsida; Cornales; Cornaceae. Bases 289 to 951 code for a protein of 220 amino acids.